Lingula anatina is the source of this 978-nucleotide messenger RNA. RefSeq lists its product as uncharacterized. The record is from RefSeq and is a predicted model, not a curated record. NCBI's taxonomy places the organism in Eukaryota, Metazoa, Brachiopoda, Lingulata, Lingulida, Lingulidae.
CGCAAUGGACGGAGAACGUAUCACCGAAACUAACGAGGAAGGCGGGCUAGAUUAUGAACUGUGGGCCAAGGAAAAUGGGCCCAAAUAUAUGUCAGAACUAAGUUUGGAAGAGCGUCCUACCAGCGCAUACGAAGACGGCUACUACUAUUACCAAUCUCAUGAGUACAAAGAAAGAAGUAGAAAAUCAAAACGUCAGAAAACUGUGAGAUUUUCCAACAAGAUCGAAAUAGUCCGCCGUAGGGAGCCAGUGCUCAGUAUCCGCACCCAGGCGCUGCCGCCACCAAUGCCGAGCGAGUGGGACAUCAGGUAUCUGAUCAACAACCCCAAUCUCAGCGAUACUCAGAAAGAUAACUGGAGGAAGGAGCUCCUUGAUAAAUUAACUGCAGACGACAACGGUAUCUUCGCCAAUAGCAGCACAGCUACGGGCUCUGCAGGUAGAUAUAUCUUGGAAAAAAACGAUAAUGCUAGGCGUGGUGGUGAUAGGCCUAUAGACAGGGAGGAAACAGGCGAUGCUGCAGUGGAACGCGGACCAGUGGAAGAAAGUGGCAUUUUUAUAACAGAAACGCAACAGAAGGUUGUCAACUAUGAAAAAGACAGGGACAUUCCAUCAGAACGCGGACUCGUGGAUCUGUAUGAUGACAUAGACGUCAGAGAUAUGAGCGGCGUUGUCCCGGUGUUCAAGACAAGACCAGAGCUGUCAGAACGAAUGCAAAGAGAUCCUCGAGUUCAUAUUAUAGCAAAGAAUGGCGGAUCUACAGAGAGCUUCUCAAUAACCACCAGAAAUAAAGGAAAAACACAGGGGCAAAAGAGAAAGAGCACUCAACAUGCCAAGCAAGCAGCCGCGUCAUAAAUUCAACUUUGGGUCGUCUUUACUAUAGGCCUAUAGUGUUUCGAAAAUGAAUGAUACAUAUCAGAUGUUUCUUUUAAAAAUGAAUCAUUGACAAAAAUACCACCGGUUGACUUCGGUAUGCCAGCCGU